Molecule: messenger RNA, 420 nt
Organism: Anopheles marshallii
Lineage: Eukaryota; Metazoa; Arthropoda; Insecta; Diptera; Culicidae
Gene: nmdyn-D6
Product: nucleoside diphosphate kinase 6
Exons: 3
Coding region: 1-420 (139 amino acids)
Biological process (GO): GTP biosynthetic process; CTP biosynthetic process; negative regulation of oxidative stress-induced intrinsic apoptotic signaling pathway
Molecular function (GO): nucleoside diphosphate kinase activity
Source: RefSeq, a predicted model, not a curated record
AUGAUUACUUUAGCGAUUUUCAAACCUCACUGCCUCAAAAAUCCGAUCGCGUAUGAAACAAUACAGCAAAUGGUCGCCGCCAACGGGUUGAAGAUAAUUGCAAGAAAACGUAUAAGUCUUUCGCGUCCUGAAGCGGAAAAGUUCUAUGAAGAGCACAGGAACAAAUUCUUCUUUCGCCGGCUUGUAUCUCUCAUGACCAGUGGACCUUCGGAAGUCGUGUUGCUAUCGGGAAAUGAUGCAAUUCAACAGUGGCGCAAUUUGAUGGGUCCUACCAAGGUUCUCAAGUCGGUUUACACACAUCCGGAAUGUAUACGCAGUUGUUUCGGUUUAUCGGACACACGAAACGCUACACAUGGCUCGGAUUCCGAACAAUCGGUAAUUGCUGAGAGAAGAUUCUUCUUCGGCGACAGGAAUGUCUAG